AUGCACGCACAUAGAAACACUUGCUCAGCAGAAUGAGGAAGGGAAGGAAUCUUUUAUAGAAAAAAUAUUGAAACUGGAGUAGAUGAGUGUUACUGAUUUGAAUGCAAAGAUAGAUUUCUUAGCGAAGAAGAUCUCAUAGAGUACCCCACUUAUCACGAAUUUAAGGUACUGUUCCGAAGAUGAGCGUACCGUAUUAAAGGGAUGCUUGUUUGGUCAGAGAAACACUAUCCAAAGAAAAAGUUCUUAGAAGUUCAGAUGGCUCAUAAGAUGUAUAACGAAAGACUGAAGAGCAUCAACCAAGACUUACACGAUGCUUAUAUCAACAAGGAAUGGAGGGUGAUGCCUCAUUGUCACCAACAAGCUCUUUCUGUUCUUGAGCUGAUCCGUACUGAUGAUCUUUGGUUUGAGUACCUGGACAAUAGAGAAGAUUUAGAGAUCAACAAAUUAAUCAAAGAAAGAAAAUUUUCAAACGAUUUGGAGCUAGAUGAGACUUUGUGACACUGUGACAGUGCUGAAGAACUUGAAAAAGUAAUGCUUGAAAUGUAUGAAAUGAAGCAAAAGAUGGCUCUUUUAGAAGAAGAGAAAAAGAAGAUACAAGAAGAGUUGAAGCCAUUGGAUCCUAAGCCAAAGCCGCAGAGAGCAAGAAGAAUGACUCUGACACCCACCAUAAAUAAUGAAGACAACAAACUUUCAAGUCCGCUCAUGAAUCUAGCUCCACCUCCAAAGAAAGAGCCAGAGCCUGACAAAAAGGAAAGUAUGUGGGCAAUAAUGGAAGACGAUGAAGAGAUGGCCUGAUGUGCUCUGACAUAUUGUGAGGUUAACAAAAUUUGGAGAAAAUUUUUCAGAAACUCAAGCAUUAAAGAUAACAAAUACCAACUUGAACUAAAAAUGGAUACAAAUAAUGCAAGGAGGUUUGUAAAUGCUUGUUGUGAAAAUCCAAUGCCUGAUGGUGAGAAGAUAGCUUUAUUAAAUGUUCCUGAAGAAAGCGAAGCAGUUCAGAACUUUUUGGAGUUUGCAGCACCACCAUGUUUACAAUCUUUUGAAUUUAAUGCAUCGACUCAAGAAGUACCAAAGCUUAUGAACAUUGAAUAUUACUCCCAACCCUUAGAAGUAGCCUUACUGAAUGUUACCAAGAGUAUUAAAUUAUUUAACUUUGAGAUCAGUGACAAACAGAUAACGCCUUUGCUAGCAGCUUGCAAAGAUACCUUCUUUGUUGAAUUUUGUCAAUGAUUUUUAAAGAUGAUUAAUGAGCCAAACCUAAAAUGCAUUGAGAACCCUUGUAUUAAAGAACUUAGUUUUAAUGGCUGCGGGAGUGAAAGAUUAGGACUCUGGACUAUUAACUUCAAGAAAUUUGAAAAUAUUAUUUCAGGGCUAUCAAAAAUAACAAAUAUGACCAGAAAUCUUGACAGUAUUUAUAUGAAAGACUGCGGACUUACUCAAUCUAGAAUCAGAGGUGCUCUCUCAGCUUAUGGUUUCGAAAAUACUAAAAUUUUGGAAGUUGAAGAAAGCCCCGAAAAUUAAGGAAUGGAUGU
Moneuplotes crassus is the source of this 1532-nucleotide messenger RNA. The record is from the annotation of a GenBank genome assembly. Lineage: Eukaryota; Ciliophora; Spirotrichea; Euplotida; Euplotidae.